Messenger RNA from Ipomoea triloba (trilobed morning glory), 1311 nucleotides. RefSeq lists its product as uncharacterized. The record is from RefSeq and is a predicted model, not a curated record. Bases 306 to 1100 code for a protein of 264 amino acids. The transcript has 2 exons. NCBI's taxonomy places the organism in Eukaryota, Viridiplantae, Streptophyta, Magnoliopsida, Solanales, Convolvulaceae.
CGGCGUUUUGUCUCGGGAUCAAUCUCUCCAUCAUUGUUGGUGAUAGAGGGAGAGAGAAACUCCGUGUGCCUUUCUCUUCUCUUCUGAGCUUUCUUCUCGAUUCUUCUAAGAAUGAAUUCAUGAAACAGGUUUGAUAGGGGAGACCAGUGUGAAAUGAACAAAGCCAUUUGUCGUUUGAGACUCAGGCCAGUGAACAAGAACUUCCCUAAAAAUGAAUUGCAAAAAGUAAUUCGUGUUGAUGAUAGUGUCCAAUUUGCAAACACUGUCUUUCACAUCAAAUAGUGAUUUGAUUGCCCUUCGCCAUUAUGUGGAGGUCCAUUUCGAAUGCUGUCUCAAGCUUUGGACAGAAGAAGGAUUCUGCUACACCGAAUCAAGUUUGCCAUGAAAUCUCGGAUGAUGAUGAGACAUGUUCUAAUGACAGCUCAGGUGAAGGACUGGAAUGCCCAAUAUGCUGGGAAUCUUUUAAUAUCGUUGAGAAUGUGCCUUAUGUCUUAUGGUGUGGACACACAAUAUGCAAAAAUUGCAUGUUGGGACUUAAGUGGGCUGCUUUGAAGUUCUCUAUGCAUCAGAUCCAGAUUCCGUUGUUCAUUUCAUGCCCUUGGUGCAAUUUGUUGACACUUCGACUAGUUUACAAAGGGCAUGUAAAAUUCCCUAGCAAGAACUUCUUCCUUCUUUGGAUGGUGGAGAGCAGAAAUGGUGAUAGGGCCAAGUCUCCUUCCUCUAUAUGCAGGGAUCACCAACAGUUGUGGCCCCCAAGGGGUGUUUCAGUUAUUGGGAAUACCACCACAAUCAACCGCAGGCCGCAUCGCCUUGGAAAUUUAAGGUCAAACAGUGGUGCUCAUAGCCAUAUCAGUAAUACAAGUACUAACCAGAGGCCACAAUUUUCUCUGCACAAAUCUCUGGAUUUCUUCAUUCACUUGACGUCCAAGUUUCCUUUGGUUAUUUUACUUCUUCUGGUUAUAUUUGCAAUAAUACCCUCCAGUGUUGCAAUCAUAGUGGUAUACUUGGUGCUCACAAUCCUCUUCGCUCUUCCAUCCUUCGUAGUGCUCUACUUUUCAUAUCCUGCUUUGGAUUGGCUGGCAAGAGAGAUAGCCAGUUGAAGAUUUGCUUGCAAUUAGUUUGAGGAUAUCUUCUCCCAUCUCUUGCUUGCAUUGGAAAUUUUAGGGUGUAAUUAAGGACUUUUUUUGUAAUAGCUUUAUUUCUCAAUUUAUAGUGCUGUCCAGCUUUAAUAUGAUCUUGGUUUUAUAUCAAAGGUGCUGUAAAAAUUAGUUAUUUCUUUAAAUGGAAUCAAUGCUUAAUCUGUGAUUGGAA